CAAGUAGAGGCAGCAUGGCGACGCAGGUGAGGUACAUCAAAGACCCAGCUGUGAGGCGCGCGUUGACCUGGGACCGCCUCCUCCCCGUCGUCAGGAGGUCGCUCGCGGCGUUCUCUAGGGGCCCAAGGCAUCCCCAGGGCGCCGUCCAGCCACUUAGGACGUCGGUGUCUGUGGAAGAGCAUCAGGGGACGAUGCUGGUCAUGCCCGGGCUGGUGCGAGGCGCGGGAGGCAGCGACGGCGCCCUGGCUACCAAGAUCGUGUCCCUCUUCCCCGGAAACGCCACCAAGGGCCUCUCCACCCACCACGCCCUCGUCGUCCUCAUGGAGCCCAGCACCGGCGCGCCCCUGGCGAUCUUGGAGGGGGAGGCCAUAACGGAGCUGAGGACGGCGGCGGCGUCGGCGGUGGCGACGUUGGAACUCGUCAGGGAGAAGCCAGCGGAGGACAACCAAAGAACCUCCGUCGUGGCCGUCCUCGGGGCUGGGACUCAAGGACGAGCUCACGCGAGGGUGAUGGCGCACGUCCUCAGGCCCAAGGCGAUCCGCAUCUGGUCCCGCAGCCCUUCUUCGGCGGAGAGCCUGGCGUCCCUCCUGCGUUCCGAGGGCGUCCCCGCCGAGGCCGCGGCGUCGGUGCGGGAGGCGGUGGCGGGCGCUGACGUCAUCAACACGUGCACGCUCUCGACCACGCCCAUUUUGAAGGCCGAGUGGGUCAAGGAGGGCGCGCAUAUUAACAGCGUCGGUGCUCCUCGCCCCGACUGGCAGGAGCUGGAGGAGAAGCUCGUCCGCAGCGCCGCCGUCUACGCCGACAGCAGGGAGGCCGCGCGCAAAGAGGCAGGCGACGUCAUCAAAGCUGGGGCAGAGGUGGCGGCAGAGAUAGGCGAGGUCAUUCUAGGGUCACGACCUGCCCUCCGACAAAAGACCACGAUCUUCAAGUCUCUCGGACUGGCUGUGGAAGACGCGGUCUCAUCUCGCCUCGUCUACGAUCUCGUGAUGGAAGAAGAGGAAGAAGAACAGGCCAAGAAAGGAGAAUAGAUUGGCGAUAAUGUGAUAAAGAAGAGAAGAUAAAGAAGACGUGAAAGCAAGGAAGAAAGCAAAUUGACUGAGUAAUUGGUUGUUGACAAAGGGGAAAGGACGAGGAGGGAAGGGAAGGAGGGUUGGGGUGAGAGAGAGGGAGGGAGAGAGAGAGAGGGGAGAGAGAGAGAAAGAGGAAGAGAGAGAGAGAGAGAGGAAGAGAGAUAGAGAGAGGAAGAGAGAGAGGAAGAGAGAGAGAGAGAGAGAGAGAGAGAGAGAGAGAGAGAGAGAGAGAGAGAGAGAGAGAGAGAGAGAGAGAGAGAGAGAGAGAGAGA
This is a messenger RNA of Penaeus indicus, 1342 nucleotides long. RefSeq names its product ketimine reductase mu-crystallin-like. Gene Ontology annotation, cellular component: cytoplasm. The coding region runs from base 15 to 1028 and encodes 337 amino acids. Lineage: Eukaryota; Metazoa; Arthropoda; Malacostraca; Decapoda; Penaeidae. The record is from RefSeq and is a predicted model, not a curated record. The transcript has 9 exons. Gene Ontology annotation, molecular function: hormone binding.